This is a messenger RNA of Kockovaella imperatae, 333 nucleotides long. RefSeq lists its product as hypothetical. The transcript has a single exon. NCBI's taxonomy places the organism in Eukaryota, Fungi, Basidiomycota, Tremellomycetes, Tremellales, Cuniculitremaceae. Bases 1 to 333 code for a protein of 110 amino acids. The record is from RefSeq and is a predicted model, not a curated record.
AUGAGCUCGGAAUCUAGUCAUGAAUUCGACGACCAGUCCUGGGUGGAAGUAGGUAAGAAGGACUAUACUGAGACCCCACCUUCUGAGCCUGAGAAUUUUGUGGACGCUGAAGAGCGAUCUGGGGAAGAGAAUGGCACGCCGUCCCAGACAGGCGACACGGAGCAGAGCAGCAGCAUCGCUGGGUCGACAAUUGAAUCGGACGCCGAGCCUCCAAGCGUGGCUGAGACCCAAAAAGCUGAUGAGCUCACCGACACGCAGCAGGGAGAAGCUGAUGCUGUGAACGGAGCAUCUGAGACCUCCAAGCAGCGAACUUAUGCCUCGUUCUUCCACUGA